Rangifer tarandus platyrhynchus (Svalbard reindeer) is the source of this 1476-nucleotide messenger RNA. The record is from the annotation of a GenBank genome assembly. Lineage: Eukaryota; Metazoa; Chordata; Mammalia; Artiodactyla; Cervidae.
AUGAAUGCUGCGGCAGAAACCGAGUUCAAUAUCCUCUUGGCCACCGACUCUUACAAGGUUACUCACUAUAAACAGUACCCACCCAACACAAGCAAAGUUUAUUCCUACUUUGAAUGCCGUGAAAAGAAGACAGAAAACUCGAAAAUAAGGAAGGUGAAAUAUGAGGAAACAGUAUUUUAUGGAUUGCAGUACAUUCUUCAUAAGUAUUUGAAAGGUAAAGUAGUGACCAAAGAGAAGAUCCAAGAAGCCAAAGAGGUAUACAGAGAGCAUUUCCAAGAUGAUGUCUUUAAUGAAAAGGGAUGGAACUACAUUCUUGAGAAAUAUGAUGGGCAUCUUCCAAUAGAAGUAAAAGCUGUUCCUGAGGGCUCUGUCAUUCCUAGAGGAAAUGUUCUCUUCACAGUGGAAAACACAGAUCCAGAAUGUUACUGGCUUACAAACUGGAUUGAGACUAUUCUUGUUCAGUCCUGGUAUCCAAUCACAGUGGCCACAAAUUCUAGAGAGCAGAAGAAAAUACUGGCCAAAUACUUGUUAGAAACGUCUGGUAACUUAGAUGGUCUGGAAUACAAGUUACAUGAUUUUGGCUACAGAGGAGUCUCUUCCCAAGAGACUGCUGGCAUAGGAGCAUCUGCUCAUUUGGUUAACUUCAAAGGAACAGAUACAGUAGCAGGAAUUGCUUUAAUAAAAAAAUACUAUGGAACAAAAGAUCCUGUUCCAGGCUAUUCUGUUCCAGCGGCAGAACACAGUACCAUAACAGCUUGGGGGAAGGACCAUGAAAAAGAUGCUUUUGAACAUAUAGUAACACAAUUUUCAUCAGUGCCUGUAUCUGUGGUCAGCGAUAGCUAUGACAUUUAUAAUGCGUGUGAGAAAACAUGGGGUGAAGAUCUAAGACAUUUAAUAGUAUCAAGAAGUACAGAGGCACCACUAAUAAUCAGACCUGAUUCUGGAAAUCCUCUUGACACUGUAUUAAAGGUUUUGGAUAUUUUAGGUAAGAAGUUCCCUGUUACCGAGAACUCGAAGGGCUACAAGUUGCUACCACCUUAUCUUAGAGUUAUUCAAGGAGAUGGAGUAGAUAUUAAUACCUUACAAGAGAUUGUGGAAGGCAUGAAGCAAAAAAAAUGGAGUAUUGAAAAUGUUUCCUUCGGUUCUGGUGGAGCCUUGCUACAGAAGUUAACAAGAGAUCUUUUGAAUUGUUCCUUCAAAUGUAGUUAUGUUGUAACCAAUGGCCUUGGGAUUAACGUCUUCAAGGAUCCAGUUGCUGAUCCCAACAAAAGGUCCAAAAAGGGCCGAUUAUCUUUACAUAGGACACCAGCAGGAAAUUUUGUUACACUUGAGGAAGGAAAAGGAGACCUUGAAGAAUAUGGUCAUGAUCUUCUUCACACUGUCUUCAAGAAUGGGAAGGUGACAAAAAGCUAUUCUUUUGAUGAAGUAAGAAAAAAUGCACAGCUGAAUAUCGAACUGGAAGCAGCACCUCAUUAG